This is a messenger RNA of Dreissena polymorpha, 4105 nucleotides long. RefSeq names its product pre-mRNA-splicing regulator WTAP-like. Bases 173 to 1888 code for a protein of 571 amino acids. The record is from RefSeq and is a predicted model, not a curated record. Gene Ontology annotation, biological process: regulation of alternative mRNA splicing, via spliceosome. Lineage: Eukaryota; Metazoa; Mollusca; Bivalvia; Myida; Dreissenidae. Gene Ontology annotation, cellular component: nucleus. The transcript has 8 exons.
ACUGUGACAUAUUUGGAUUUUUUUUUCAGAAAUUAGAGAACCAGUCAAAAUUUCUUAGCAAGGUGGAUUCAAUUUGUUUUGAAAAAAGCGUUUAUAACUCGCUAUUUUAUCGAUCUGUGUGCAAUAUUAAAACCACUACUACACCGAGAAUACGUCAAGAAUAUUGUACAUAAUGACAGACAGAUCUCCUUCUCCUAAAAAGGUGCAUCCUGACAAUGAAGACCUGGAGGUCCUUUCCAGUACUGACCUCAUAGCCAGAAUCAAGGAGCAGGAAGAGUAUAUAAAGCAACUGGAGAGUAAGAAGGCAAAGAUAGACAAGGGUGAUGAUGAGCCGGACCCAGGUGAGCGUCUCAAGCAGGCACAGAAGGACGCUGCUCGUCGUGAAAACACCCUUGUUCAUCGCCUUACAACCAAGGAACAGGAGCUGCAGGACUUUAUGGCCCAGGUGGCGGAGAUGAAACAGGCCGAUGGAACCAGCCAGCUGAAAUCUAUGCUUCUGGACCCAGCUGUGAACAUCGUGUUUCAAAGAAUCUCAAAGGAAAUGGAAGAGGCCCAAGAGAAACUGAAACAAACCCAAAAUGAACUAAGUGCAUGGAAAUUCACCCCCGACAGUCAGACGGGCAAGCGGCUGAUGGCCCGCUGUCAGAUGCUGCUGCAGGAGAAUGAGGAGCUGGGCAAGACCAUCGCCGCCGGCCGCACCGCCAAGCUCGAGGGAGAGAUUGCUCUGCAGAAGACACUAGUCACUGAGAUGAAAAACAACCAGUCAGAGCUGGAUGAGUUCCUGGGUGACCUGGAUGAGGACGUGGAGGGCAUGCAGACCAUGAUCUAUGUGCUGCAGAGCCAGCUGCGUGAGGCUAAGGAGCAGAUAGCUGCACUGGAGGAGGAGAACAGCAGGCUGAGAGCUGGCGACACUGCACUGCCGCCUCGAACUAUACACAAAAAACCAGAUAAAACCCAGUCAAAUAACAGAGAUCUCAGUAUUAAGACAGAGGUAGGCAAUCAAAAUAUAUAUGAUGAGAAAAACUAUCCGGCCAUGGAGACCAACUACUAUGAACAAGAGAAGACGGAGAGUGAUCUUGAAGCGGAGUACAACUAUGAAGGUUUGUAUGAGAAUGAGGACAAGUAUCAGGAGGAGCUGGAGGCUCAGCAACAUGUCAAACAGCAGGGCACUGAGUCCGAUAGGGCAGACAAUGGGUCUCAUUGUGAUCUCAACCAGGAGAUAGACUCAGAGCCAAUGGAAACUGAGGAUACUCAAAAGAAAAGUGAUGAAAACACACAUGAUGUGAAUGAAACUUCAAAGCGUACCAGAAAUGGAACAAGUCAUGACAGUUUUACACAUAAAGUACAGAGAAAUGCCAUACUAUCACCUGAUAAAUCAUCACACCAGCAUUCAUUAGAUGAUGACAACAGGAAGCAUCAUACAGACACUGGGAAACAUAAUGACCACUAUCUUGUAGACGUGUCUGGAAACAAAAUUGAACAGCACAUUGAAGAUUGUAGCUACCUGCAGAAAACAAAUUCCAGAAAUUCACGAGAAAAGACUCCAGAAAAUGGAAAUAGAAUUCCAGGUUCCUCAAAGAAUUGUCCAAAUAAGCCAGCUACAAAACACCCACAGACUUCAGAUGAUUUCUAUGCUGGCAAGCAUGCCUCUAAUGGCAGUCCUAACAAUAGCGCUAGUGCUCCAAGGGAACAGUCGAGCCACGCCCCUUGUUCAGAGAAUUCUGAGCUUGAGGAAAGAACUACAGACGAUGUUUCUAAACCAAAAAGUCGGACACCUAAUGAAAAAAGUCCAGGGUCAAUCUCUGGAACGAUCAAAGACAGGGAUACUGAUCAACAGUCAUUUCUUAAUGGAGUCACAUCCACUGUUGAUGACAUAGAAGAUUUAUAAUUAUUUUAUUGACAAAUAGUAUGGUAAGUUUUACUAUUGUUGAAUGCCUAGGUUCAUUUGUAUCUUGUUUUAGUUUUGUGUUUGUCAGACAAGUGUGCAUGUCACGGUCAAAUUACAUGUAUUGUAGAUCAGUUUAUGAAAGCUCUUUAGCCUUAAUAAGAAAUACCCCAGGCAAGUGUGCAUGCCAUGGUCAAAUUAUUGUAGAUCAACUUAUGAAAUCUCAUUUGCCUUAAUAUGAAAAACCCAAAUUAUACUGCAGGUAUGUAAAUGUUCAAAAACAUUAAUUUAUCAUAAUUGGUAUGUCAGUCAAAGUAGUCAGUCAUUUGUGCUUAAGAUGUCUUUCAUGUGAAUACAUGUAGGUAAAAAUGUUUAUCAUUUUACUUGACAGAAAACUAUUGCUUUACUUAAAUCCUACUUUCCCCCUUUGACGUGUGUAAAUCAGGUUUGUAGGUAGAUACAAAAUGUUUUGUUUUACAUGCAUAUAUGUUCUCAUUGGAAGUGCUGUCAAUUCAAGUUGCUAAGUAAGCAAACCAACCUAUCUUCUAUAGCAAGCCAAUCCAAUAUGAAAGAAAGAGUAAAGUGUCAGUCUAAUUUAAAAAUGUAUUUGGGAAAACACUCACAUUUGACACUAUGUUACACACUGCGUUUUCCUCUCUUCAAACCCACAGUGGAAGUAUUGUGACGAAAAACAAAAACAAACCCAGAUAUGCUUGUUAUUCCCCCAGCAUCUUGAUGUGUGAUUCAUAUUUCAGCUCUUUUAACUCGUCACUUUAAACGCAUUUUCACCAAACUUUCUAGAUAUUCUUGUUUCCAUAUAAUGGAAGUCAAAUAUUUAUUUAAUACUUUGUAUGAUUGGCUAUUCUACAUUAUGAUCUAAAUCAAGUGAAAAGCAGCUAUACAGCUACAAAUGCACAUUAAAAGAAGUACAUUUGACUGAUUGAUAGUUUGUUGUGUAUUUUUGGAAAACAGAUAAAAGAAACAUGAAAAGAAAAGCGAAAAAAAAUAAUUGUAUAUUAAUGAAGAAAAUCUCAUGAAAAAUAAAUAUAAAUUCCCUGUGUACAAAUUAUAUGUAGGUAUAUGAACCUUUGAAAUCUAGGUUUGUGUGACAAGCAUUAUACCAGUAUGCUAUUCUUGAGGAUGCAGCUACAUGUAGAAAACACUGCUUACAUUUAUGUACCUUAUGAAACUCUCGUGUAUUUACUAUUUGAUACAUGAAGGAAAGCAUCACGAAAUCACUUAAGCUGCACAAAGGUAUAAACGACACAUUCAUUCUCAAUAAAAUUAUUAUACCAGUGACCAAUAUUAUCAAACUUCAUUUUGACCUUGACCUUGUCCUACAUGUUAUUUGUACUUUGAAUAUUUUAAACGUGCUAUUCCUUGGUGAACACUUGAUACUGUUGUUGGCUAUUACUCCCAAACCCACCCUUUUCAUCAGUUUUGUUACUUAGUAGUACUUUGCUACAUCCAAUCUUUUUAUGUCCCCCACCACUAUAGUGGGGGACAUAUUGUUUUUGCCCUGUCUGUUGGUUUGUUUGUUUGAUUGUGUGUUUGUUUGUUUGCGCCAACUUUAAUAUUUGCAAAAAAUUUUGCAAUGUUGAAGAUAGCAACUUGAUAUUUGGCAUGCAUGUGUAUCUCAUGAAGCUGCACAUUUUUAGUGGUGAAAGGUCAAGGUCAUCCUUCAAGGUCAAAGGUCAAAUAUAUAGCUUCAAAGUGACGCAAAAGGGGACAAACACAUAUCUUGUUUUGAUUUGUUUUUUUCUGUAUUUUAUUUUAUUUCAGAGCAAAACCUAAAGCCAUUGUUUUAGAAAAAUCCAAUUGUUGUCAGCUAUAUCUGUAUUAUUUAUGUUAAUACUUCUUUAGAACAAAGUUUCUUUCAAAGAUGAUGUUUCAACAAGGUUUUAAUCAGUUAAAAUGUUUGAUGUGUGCAUUCAGUCAUGUUAGUGUUUUUUUUUGGUAUCAUACAGCAUGGCAUGACAAGAUUACUUGAAUUUAUGUUUGAAGUAAGUUCAUGUUCAUGUAUGACCAAUUUAUUUUAAUUUACUAUUGAACAAUUAUCUUUAAACCAAAACAUGUUAUUUGCAGUGACAACAAUGCUAAAUGUAUAAUUGGACAGGAUUUUCUUUAAUUAAGCAUGGAUUGUAUCAUAGGUUGAUCAAUAAUCUGUACCUGUGUGAUUCAGCUUUCUGGAAUAAAGUGACAAUUGAUGAACACAAUGAA